CGCCACGCAGGCCACGCCCCUCCGCCCGGAGCCCGGGAAAAGCAGCGAGGAGGAGGAGGAGGAAGAGGAGGCGGCAGCAGCAGCAGAAGGUGCGGAGCCCUUGCUCCGAGAGAGGAUGGUGCAGGUGGCCCUGGCUGGCUCCCGGGCGGCGGCGGAGGAGUGGCUGCUGGUGGAGCUGCAGGGGGAGCUGGAGGCCCGGAGCGGCGCUGGCCUGGAAGGGAAGCUCCUGGGGGACCUCCACUACACCCGAGAGGGGGUGCCUGUGCUCCUGGUGGGGCACCACAUCCUCUACGGGAAGGUGGUCCGGCUGGAGAAGCCCUUUGCCGUCCUGACCAAGGCAGCCCCGGGCGCAGCGUCCGGCCACUACGCCGUCAGGGCCCUCAUCAAGAAGAAGCUCCUCUUCAAAACCCGGCCAAAGCCCAUCAUUACCAAUGUGGCCAAGAAAGCCUGAAGGAGGACAUUUGGGCCAAGGCUGGCUCCCUUCCCUGAACAAAAGUGGCCAGAGCAGGCCUCCUCAGGGUGGCAUCUAGCAACUGAGGAAGGAGAAGAACGGACGCUGUUAUUUGCCUUGGGUUACACAGCUGGGACCUAUGGCUACUUAUGGCCACAGAGCCCAGUCUGCCACCUGCCAGCGUCUUGCUCCGGGUUUAUGGCUGGCAGCAGAGCAUCUCUGCAAGAGCCCUCCUUGCUCCUCCUCAAAAUCCCAACGUUGCUGGAAGGAGAGAGCAAAGGGAGGGGACCUGGCACCCCUAAAUGUUAGCCUGGUUUCCACCCCACGGCUCUUCUCAAACUUUGGCCUAGAUGAGGUUGUCGUAGUGCAGCCUACCAAUAUUUUUGGGGAGCAAAACACCCUCAACACCCGGCCACUCCUUUGCUCCUCCAGCCACAGAGUCUCAAAACAACCCUCUUCCUCCACAGGCCACAAUAAACCCCCAAAUGAUGAGGCACCAGCACUCUUUGGCAAAGAGGGCUAAAGACAUUGUACUGCAUCAUUCCUAUGUUAUGACUUACUGUUUCAUUGCACUCACUGGGUGAUGCUGGUAGGACUGAAGCAGCUCCAAAUAACGCCCACAGCCACCUUGUUUACAAGGGUUUUUAUUAAUCAUAACAAAGGCCUCGUAGUAAAAAACAAACCAACCCAAAACCUUGACCUUUCCUUAAAAAAAUACAAAAACGCAAGUUCAUAAAAAAUAAAUAAAUCCUUACAAAUAACUUCAA
Messenger RNA from Sceloporus undulatus (fence lizard), 1218 nucleotides. RefSeq names its product chromosome transmission fidelity factor 8 (gene CHTF8). Gene Ontology annotation, biological process: mitotic sister chromatid cohesion. Gene Ontology annotation, cellular component: Ctf18 RFC-like complex. The transcript is spliced from 3 exons. Bases 116 to 451 code for a protein of 111 amino acids. NCBI's taxonomy places the organism in Eukaryota, Metazoa, Chordata, Lepidosauria, Squamata, Phrynosomatidae. The record is from RefSeq and is a predicted model, not a curated record.